This is a messenger RNA of Ilex paraguariensis (yerba mate), 600 nucleotides long. The record is from the annotation of a GenBank genome assembly. NCBI's taxonomy places the organism in Eukaryota, Viridiplantae, Streptophyta, Magnoliopsida, Aquifoliales, Aquifoliaceae.
AUGAGCGGCUGGCGGCUGGGUGAUAUACAGUUAAAACAAUCGGGUGUUAUUAAUCUGGUUCAACAAGGGAUAUUCCUGACUGUAGAUGCUUUGACAACAAAGCGUGGAAAAGAAGGUGGAUGGGUUGUUGAGCGUCUUUUGAACCAGCUCCUGAUAGAACUAGAUGGUGCAGAUCAGCGACGUGGUGUUUAUGUAAUUGGUGCAACAAAUAGGCCUGAGGUGAUGGACCGAGCUGUCUUACGACCUGGACGGUUUGGGAAACUUCUAUAUGUUUCUCUGCCGAGUCCUGAUGAGCGCGGGUUGAUCUUAAAAGCUCUUGCUAGGAAGAAGCCUAUAGAUGCCAGUGUUGACUUGAUUGCCAUUGGAAGGAAUGAGGCUUGCAAAAACCUAAGUGGAGCUGACCUUGCUGCCCUGAUGAAUGAAGCGGCCAUGGCUGCUCUAGAAGAGAGACUGACAUCAGGGCAGAGCAGUUCAGAUGGCACACCAUGGACUAUCAAAGCAUCACAUUUUGAGCUGGCGUUGGGAAAAAUCUCCCCAUCUGUCUCAGACAAGCAACAACAGUACUACCAGUAUUUAUCAGAGAGCUUCAGAGCAUCGUGA